Megalopta genalis is the source of this 3078-nucleotide messenger RNA. RefSeq names its product G-protein coupled receptor moody. The record is from RefSeq and is a predicted model, not a curated record. NCBI's taxonomy places the organism in Eukaryota, Metazoa, Arthropoda, Insecta, Hymenoptera, Halictidae. Gene Ontology annotation, cellular component: membrane. Gene Ontology annotation, molecular function: G protein-coupled receptor activity. Gene Ontology annotation, biological process: G protein-coupled receptor signaling pathway.
UAGAAGAAUAAAAUAGAAUCGAACAACGAAAUAAGAUCGAAGAACAAAAUAAAAUAAAAAUAAAAGAAGUAACGUAACGCUUGAUGAAAGACUUCGCAAUUUCUACAAAUUCGAAUGGUCCAGCGGCCGAUCGCCCGGAUCAUUUUCCAAAAAAUUGAAAUGCAUCGCAGGGACGACACGAUGCUCGCAUAACGGAGGCGCUUGCAAUUAAAAGAGGAUCGUCGAAAUAACUCGCCGACGCCGAUUUGGUUUCGCGAACCGGUAUGAAGAAGAGACGACUCCGUGGCUGAAAUGGUGCGUUGAUGCGUUGUAAAUGCUCGCGAGGAGCGAUCUAAAUGUAUCAAACAGAGAUUGCGAGUGCUCGUGCGAUGACGUGCCAUAAAUGAUUCGCAUCAAUGAGACCAGGACCGACGACAGCCUUUGCUUGUCACGAAGAUGGAGUACUGGAUGGCGGGCAACGAUACCGGUCGCAAUGGCAGAGCAGAGGCCCUCGAGGAGGUCCUACAGGAUCCAGGAUCGGUGGUCCUCUUCGUCGGGUAUCCGCGAUGGUUGUUACACUUCGCCGCCGGGUGCUGCGUGCUUUUCAUGCUCGUCGGGAUCCCCGGCAACCUUUUCACCAUCGUCGCCCUUCUUCGAACCAGAAAGCUGAGAAACGCUACAGCGAUCUUCAUAAUGAAUCUAUCGGUCUCGGAUCUGAUGUUCUGCUGCUUCAAUCUACCCCUCGCCACGUCGACAUUUUGGCACAGCUCUUGGUCGCACGGGGCAUUGUUGUGUCGCCUGUUCCCUCUGCUGAGAUACGGCCUGGUCGCGGUCAGCCUGUUCACGAUUCUCGCGAUCACGAUCAAUCGUUACAUCAUGAUCGGCCAUCCUAGAUGGUAUCCCACAUUGUACAAACAAAAAUAUAUAGCGCCGAUGGUGGUUGGUAUCUGGUUGGUAGCGUUCGGUGUCCUCGUUGUUACCUGGUUCGAAAGCUGGGGCCGUUUCGGCUUGGACACCGCCAUUGGAUCCUGCUCGAUACUUCCGGACGUCCAUGGUAGAAGCCCCAAGGAGUUUCUGUUCGUCGUUGCUUUCUUAAUUCCAUGCGUUGCUAUCGUUGUCUGCUAUGCUAGGAUUUUCUACAUAGUUCGAAGAACAGCCUGGAAAAGCAAGAGACGAAAUUUAAUCGCGCGAACCGAGGCCAACGAUUAUUCAAAGCGCGAGCGUCGCUCGUUGUCCCCGAGGAUCCAACAAGAGGAGUUGUCUGUGAUGGGCUCGAGUUGCACGGCGAGCGUGAUCUGCUCGAACUUCUCCUCGAAACGGACGAUCGUGUCGCCAAGUCGACUGAAUUGCUCACGAACACCUUCGAGAUCGGCGAUCGGUGAGUCUCUGUCGGAGCUGCGAACCUCUUCGGACCAGGACCCGACCAAGGAGGAUGACGAGGAGGACGACGAGGAGGAGGAGGGAGACGAGGAAGAAGACGCGGACAGCUUUAUCAGUAAAACGGCCAGUGCGGGGACGAAGGAGCCGCGGAUGAAAUCCGUUGGGAUCCUCGGGGUCUGCGACAGAACGAACCCCGGCUUCGGAACGAGAAUGGACGACAUACCGUACGUCGACGAGCGGGACGAUCUGGACGAAACGGGGCACGUUUUCUCGCGCGACGAUUGCCCGGCGAUCAACGAGUCGCCGGCGAAAGGUUCCGCGAACGCUCGAAAUAAAUUGGAGAGAAUGGCGAGCAGGGCUUCGUUCAUCAUCGAGUCGGCGUUGUGGGUGCAACGGUUGAACUCGAAAGUCGCGACGGAGAACGAUCGAUUGCGAUCGAGCACGCCGGAGCAGCCAGCGAGGAGAUCGACGAUCGCCGGGAGCGAAUUGAGGCUGCGCGGCGACGGGAAAUCGAGGAUUGCCGAGAGCCCGCCGAGGAUGUGCAACAAGGACAAGAAGCUGCUGAAGAUGAUUCUGGUGAUAUUCUCGUCGUUCCUCGUCUGCUAUUUGCCGAUCACCAUCACGAAGACGUUCAAGAACGCCAUCGACUGGCGGGGGCUCAAUAUCGCUGGUUACAUACUGAUUUAUCUGACCACCUGCAUUAAUCCCGUGGUGUACGUGGUGAUGAGCUCCGAGUACAGAAGCGCCUACAAGAACGUGUUGCUCUGUAGAAACGAUGCCGUCGCCAGAAACGGGGCUAGGAAACCGUGACACGCUAUUUAUUUCGAUAGGGUAAGCGUAGGUAUUAUCUGCGGCUUCUCCAAAAACUAUACGCCAAAUACUGUGCUAGUGAAAUAAUAUCUGAGGAUAGGUGACAGUGACAGUGUACGUCGAUUUUUUUUUAUCAAUUAAUAACGUUUAUUAUUAAUUAGGCUCGACGUUUUCUCAAAAGUCAAUAAAUGAGUUAAAAGUGCGAUCGCUGUUACUUGUAUGUCAUAAAUUGUCAAUAUUAAACAUGUAAAAUAUUAUGAGAUUCGUUUUUAGAAGAAGGAUUUGUAUAAUUUUUAGUUCAUACCUGUAAAAAGGUCAGAUUUUAUUGCUUUUAUAAAAUACCGCAGCAUUUGGGGCGUCUGCGGUAAUACCCACGCUUACCCUAUGUAUUUCUACUAGCUCGAGUUGUAAAUAACUUCCGUUUCUUCGUCGGAUAUUUGUUUUAUCUUCUUUUUAUUUACUUUUGUUUUGCUCUCCUGUUUUAUUUAUUUCGAACCCUUGUCUGUUUAGUGAAAGAAAAAAAACUCGUUUGUCCCCGGUGACUCGUAUCGAACAGAUAUGAACAAUAUAUUCCACUUAGUUGCGUCGGAAGUUAUUUAUGACGCGAGCUAACGUUCCGGAAAAGUGUCGAACGAAAGUGUUCGAAUUUUGUACUUGAAACGAACGUACUUUAAUUCCGAUGCGUUUUCGGGUAACGGGGACAAUGCGAGAAACUGGAGAAAUUUGCGUAUACGUGCGUAAAUUUCGAAGAGUGUAAAUGGUUUCGUUUGUUCGCUGGUAUUCGAGUAUGAAACAUGGAAGUUUUAAAAAAUGUCAUUUAUUUAUUGUUCGAUUAAUAGAUCUUAUUACAAUGUACGAUAUAACGACGCUUAAAAUUGAAUAAAAUGGGUCUAAUAAUUGUACUGAAAA